AUGUCCGGCGGAGUCGGCACAAUCCCAACCUCACCCAACGAGCAAAUCCACAAGCAAAACGCCGACGACUCCUUAUCAUCAUCCCUAACCAAACCCCACAACCCACCAACUCUCCGCCGCCGCUUCCUCUCCUUCCGCCAACUCAACGCUCUCGCCGCCAUCAUCGUCCUCUCCGCCAGCGGCAUGGUCCCAGCCUCCGACGUCAUCUUCUCCUUCUUCUCCCUCAUCUACAUCCACUUCCUCUCUCUCUUCUCCUUCCCUCCUUCCCCUCACCACCACCCUCAGUCCAUCUUCUCCGACGACAACCUCCUUCUCUCACUCUACCUCUCCGCCGGAGCUCUCAUCGGACUCUUCCUCCCAAUACUCUACAUCUUUGAAGGAGUUGUGGAAGGAGACAAGCAUGGAAUUCAAGGAGCAGCACCACACUUGUUUCUUUUGUCUUGUCAGGUGUUCAUGGAGGGAGUGACAUUUUCAAGGAGGUUUUCAUUGCCGAUGAGGAUGUUUGUGCAGGUGAUGUAUAAUGGGAGGAGGUUGUUUACGGUGGCGGAGUGGGUGAGGAGGGAAGUGAAGAAGGUGGAGGAAGGGGAGGAAGAGUAUGGGUCUGGGUUGAGGUUGAUGGUUGGGAGAGGUUUGGCAAUGGUUAAUAUGGGGUUUUGGAUGUUUAAUUUGUUUGGGUUUUUGUUGCCUGUUUGUUUGCCUAGAGCUUUGAAGAUGUAUUAUGGUGUUGGGGAGAAGAUGAAGGUGUAG
Dioscorea cayenensis subsp. rotundata (Guinea yam) is the source of this 747-nucleotide messenger RNA. RefSeq lists its product as uncharacterized. Bases 1 to 747 code for a protein of 248 amino acids. The record is from RefSeq and is a predicted model, not a curated record. The transcript has a single exon. Lineage: Eukaryota; Viridiplantae; Streptophyta; Magnoliopsida; Dioscoreales; Dioscoreaceae.